CGGUGCAAGUGACUGAAGAACCCUCGCCUGAGACGACUCCGUGAAUCGGCGCUCACUGCUGGUCAUGACUCAAGGCGAUCCCCGCGAGCAGCAGGACUCGGCGAGUGAGCGCUUUCACUCGGCCGGGUCUGCUGACGGCGACCAAGCGGCGACGAACCCCACUCCGACGGGGGCUGCGCCAGGAGGCCAGCCGAGCGUGACCGUGCCCGCCACGAUGGCGGCGCCCGCUGCGAUGACCGUGCCUACCGGGACGGUGGCACAAGCUGCGACUACCGCGACGACCGCGACGACCGCGGCCUCCGCUUCGACGGUGCCAAGUGCGGCGACGACCAACCCCGCGCGUCCGACACUGCCGAACGUCACGACUCCUGAGGGUCUGGCCGCCGCCCGAGACCUGCUUCAACGUGCGCUGGACAUCACCAGCCGGCACGCUGGCCAAACCUCUGGUCAGUCGUGGGCGACGACGAGACCGAACCCCGCGGCCCAAGCGACCGCGACCCGCGUGCCCACAAGUACGGCGCCCUCUGCUGCGCCGACUGCGACGCCUCAAGUCGCUGGAGGAGGAUUCAUUCCCGCUGUGCCUGCCCCGACUACGUCGACCGGAUCUGGUGCCCCUUCAGUGGGGACGGUGCCUUCGAACGCUGGGAGCGGCCUUGGAGCGCCCUUCGUAGCUCACUCGUCGGCCCCUGCGUGGACUGCAGCGCCAUCGACGGCCAGCGCCGUGCCUCAGGUGCAACCUUCCGUCCCUGCGUGGAACGCUGCGCUGCCCGCGUCAGGAGUGGUGCCUUCGACUCAGUCGAGCGCCGCUGGGUGGGCGUACACGCCAUCUACGGCGAACGUGGUUCCUACCCCGACUCCGAGUACGACUUCCACUUCGGCCUCGGUUCCAACUCCGCGCCUCCGGUCCGCCAUUGCGGCCUAUGACGGCGUCUCUCUCGAGGGAAUCCCUGCCACCGCUGGAUACGGCUUCGGCGUGUCGCCGGUGGGGAUACGAUUCGUAAGUGCCCACCUUCUCGGUCUACGUGGACUGCUGCAUCGACGGGCAGCGUGCCCGCCUCGAACCCGUCCGUGCCUCCGCCUGUGUACGGCGCUCAGACUCCAAUGAGUCAAGGAGCUACGGGUCCGAUCGCUUCGACGUACUACGGAGGAAUGCCAUCGCACGUCAAGAACGCGGUGAGGAUAAUCCAGCCGUUCCACUCGGAUCACGCUACGGUCGACAAGGCCAAGUUGUUUUGGGACUCGUUCGCCCGAGCCACGACCGGGCUCGAGGAACAGUUACGCAUCAGUGCGUUCCGCGAGUGCCUGAAGGGCAAACCUGCUGAAGAGUGGUGGAUGUACUCCAAGAUCGACAGCUUCGAGACGCUGCGCAUCCGGUUUCACAACCAGUUCAUUUGCCUUAGCCCCCUACAACUGAUCGAACGCCUCAAGACUACGAAGCGUUCCCACGGCAUGUCCGCCGAGGUGUGGGGUGAUCUGGUCAAGAGUCUCUGUGACGAGGCCCAGUGCUUCGAUCCGACCAUGAAGUACCAGUACUUCCUGUCGGAACUGAGGAACCGUGAGUGGAAGGCGGCCCUGUCGUCUGCCAUGGCGAGCACCAUCCAGCAAGCCGUGCUCAUCCUCCUGCAGAGAGGCAUGCACAUUCCCGUCGAGGACGACGCGGACUUCGCGGACGAGAAGUCAUCCGAGAAUAAGUCGGAGGACUCGGCCGUGAAGGAGAUGAUGGAGAUGCUCCGGCAGAACCAGAGCUUGAUCAUGCAGCAGCAGGCCGAACUGGCGCGUGCUCCGCGGUCCCAGCUACGCCGCGGCCGCGUACGAGACCCAACCUGUCGUGCCGCCUCCGAUGCAGAACGCUCCGCCUACGCUGCCUACUGUGCCCUACUAAGGGGAUCCGUCAGAGACCCGACAUGUACACGCAAGAUGGGCGUACCGUGUGUGGCCGCUGCCACAUGCUCGGAUGCAGCCGGAUCAACUGUCGCCGGCAACGAUUCACCUGCGGGAACUGCAAGCAGCAAGGACAUGCUACCUCGGAGUGCGAGGCCCCGGCUCGAAACCAAGGCAACAAUGGUGGUGGGCAAGGACAGCCCCGUCGUCAAGGUGGCGGUGGAGGCCUGCGUCCGUACUUCGGGUGUGGUAAGACCGACCACUAUGCGUCUAACUGCCCGGCGAUCUAGUCGUUCCAGCAAAUGGCGGCGCAGACGCAAGCUGCCGCCUCCGCUCAGGGAACGCAGCCUACUCAGCAAUGAAGGGGGCAUGAGGGAGGAGAGGAGAGUGUCGCUCCUUCCUCUCGCCCGUGGACCGACACCGGGUGGCGUACCCCGCGUACGGCUACCCUGCUGACCGGCGAAGCUCGCCGAGGGACUGAGACUGUGGGUGCGGUAAGGACCGUGCCGAUCGAUGACUACAACGCGAACAAAACUACGAUUGGAACUGAUACUACAAUGGUGAAGAGGCCUGAGGGCCUGGAACGCCCCGCGCGUGAGGCGGUGGCGCCCGGAGCUCCGCUACGAGAACGAACUGGAUUAAUUGAGACUACUGCGACGGCUGCGGGACCCGUUCUGUGGGAACGCCCCGGGCCUAUUGAACGACAUGCGGACGCUCCUCGACUGGAGGAGCCGAAGAACGAGCCCCAAGGACGGAGCCGGGAACUACAAAGACUACAACGGGAGCCGCUCCGAGGAUGGAGCUGGAAACUACAGUUGCUGCUACUGAAGUUGCUCCAAGGACGGAGCCGGAAGACGAACCCACUUUUACUACGGAAGCUCCCAAGGGUGUGGAGCGUGCUUGUGAACCUACUGUGACUACCGCAGCUCCCCACGGUGUGGAGCGUGCCUGCGAAUCAACUACUACAACAACAAUUGGGGCUCCCCAGGGUGUGGAGCGUGCUGAAACCGUAGAAUGCCAGCGUCGAUCGAACGCUGAGGAGAACGACUUUGAGGAGGACGCCAAUAGCCGCGUCCGGGAAACUACUACGAAUACUUUGUACGAGAGCGUCAUGCGAUUUGCGCUCGAGAAACCCUCGCUGGGACCCGAACUGAGGGUGGAGCAGGUGAACUUUA
Molecule: messenger RNA, 3056 nt
Organism: Phytophthora sojae
Lineage: Eukaryota; Oomycota; Peronosporomycetes; Peronosporales; Peronosporaceae
Exons: 1
Coding region: 1102-2337 (411 amino acids)
Source: RefSeq, a predicted model, not a curated record